AUGCACGAUGUGCGCGAACUCACCAACCAUAAUAUUUCCACAACUGCUCAUUUUGACGACCAACCUACACAAUCGGCAGGAGGGUAUAAACCCGUUGAGUAUGGCCCGGUCUUCCGAGUGGGCACCAGCCCCAACUGCUGGCGGAGUUAUUCCAGCACAGCAGGAGCGGGGACGUUCGGAAUUCAGCUGGGCAAACUCAGAACUGGGAAGGCAGGGGUGUUCACCGGUGAAAUCCGAGAUAUCGAUUUCCGAAUCCCCGGUCUUCAGCAACAUUUGAGCGACAUCGCAAAGUCUUCUCGUCCCUCCUACAUACGACCGCAUACAGAAACCAUAGUGGAUCUCAAGAUGUCCUUUCGUUACAUCAGUGUCACUUGUGCACAGCGUGCCAUCAAAUUGGCCAAGUUCAAAAGGGACAUUUUAAGGACCCCCGAAGCUUUACCCACCAGCAGGCAAGGCUCCCCCCAAGACGCUGACAUCGAACCCAAGGAAAACUACAAUCAAUGGUAUUCAGGAAUGCUGCGACGACCAGCUCUGCAAGGUUAUCGUCAGCGGAUUGACCGCAAGCCUUCGUCCACAGAGCAUGAAGCUCCCAUGAACACGCAACACCUCCGAGAAGUGGAGGAGCACAAGGCUGAACUCGACCGAGACGGGAAGCGUCACGUUCAGGUGAAGGCGCAGUCGACGGCAGGGUUGAAUACAGAUCUCGAGCGUUCACGGCAUUCCAUAUCUGAACGACGAGCAGCCUGGGUACCCCCUUUAGAGGGGGAUUAUGCUGGCCAACGACGACGUCGCAGGACCAGCAUGCGAUCCAUUAGCUCGGCUACAGCAAUCGUGCUUCCGGAAAACGAUGACGAAAUGCAUGGGGGCGGUCCGGAAUUGGGGAGGAGGCAGGUUGAUACAAGGAAGGCCCCUUGGACUGCGUUGACGGGAUUAGGGGAGAAGGACUCUGACAUUCGUGGCAGGGACGGUCGCUCGUAUUCUGCACCUGGUGAACGUGACGAGAACCAUGCUGUUCAUGUCUCUGCUUCUCGAGCGAGAAUUCCAAUCCCGUCUCUCACCUCACUGAAGGAGGGUCUAGAAAUGAUAGGCCAAGCGGUGGAGCGCCUUUGCGGUCAUCCAUCUGGCGGGUCACCCUCAUACCCCCGGGCCGCCAAUAAUGAUCACCGCUCCUCUCUACCACCUCAAUCACGAUCAGCGACAUAUGAUGAUGCGAGGAAAUUACCUCAUCUUUCUACUCGAGCGCAGUCAAUUUCGCAAGAACUUUCCCAUGACAGAGAUGAUAAUGAUUACCCGUCAUCUCCAGGUACUCAAUGCAGUGUAGGACCAAAGUUUUUCUUCGCCGGCGACGAGCUCUUGGAUGAUCAAGAUUCGAUACCGCAACAAGAUCCCUCUCCUCCCUGGGAUUCCGCUGGCUCAGGGCGGAGAGUGUUCAGACUUCGAUGGCCCACUACAGAGAGAUCUAGCACUGUGGCUAAAAACGAUCGACCCUCUCCCGGAAGCACAGACCACGGUGAGCGAUCACUGGGAAUCCAACUCCCAAUAGUGGACAACGAUUACGAAACGCUCGAGGGCAGUACAGUACGAGUACGAGGGAGGCAGAUCGUUAGGACAAAGGGCUCUUGGGCUUCUUCGGAGAAGGCGAGGGAGAAGGGACCCGGGACCCGUCGCAGUGCCGGUCGUUGGUAUUCCAUCUUUCACCGAGGUGACGAGAGACAUGCAAGUCCUGUCCCCAUUUCUUUGAGAUCUACGCCAAUCCCAUCUCCUCACCCACCGUUGACUGCUCAAGCACAGCCAACUGUUCAAGAGUUUGGUCAUGCUGGUGAUAAUAGGCACCACUCUUUUUCUCCUCCAGUUAGUCGCCACAUAGGUCGACAAUCUUCCUUUGCCAAUGACGGACGCUCCGAUUACCAUGAUUCUAUACUUCGACGACAACUCUCUCCUCCGCAUUCUGCUGACUCUGGAUGGGAAGGUCUCAUGGACUCAUUCUCCGACAAUCGCUAUCAGGAGUCACACAAGGACAGAAGACCUAUGCGACACUACUGUUCUCUAUCGCCGUCAGGCUCUUCGCGCUAUCACCCCCCACCCUCGUUGGUCCCAAGAACCGAAUCGGGAGUGUGUUUGCGGAACGUGAAUCCUUCUGAUGGUCAUGAAAGCCUGGAUCAUGUCAGUGUUAAGUCGGACCACCGUUCGAACCAUGCUCGUCAGAGCCCGUCUUCGAGGGCAGUGUGGGAUGCAUCUGAAAGAGAGACUUAUGACGACUACUCUGCCCAUGUCUCCAGCUGCUUAUCGACCGCUAGGCCCAUAUUUGUUCCUUGUCGUUGCGCAACACCUCCUCCGGUUAAUGAAGUUUCAACUUGGAAAGAUUGGGUGGGUGUUCCUGAAGGCCGACCUGGCUACGAACCGAAUUUCCCUCCUUUAUUGCCCCCAAUAGUCGGAGGACCGUUACCGCACUAUGCUGGUUCACUUCCUCGGCGCGGAGACAUUUCUCAUUCAGCUCCGGAGUCACCUCGAUGCCACAACCAUCACGCAGCGCAUAGUCCUCGUGAUUGCCUUUGUGAUGACGAUGGGCUUGAGGGGGAGUAUACAGACGAGCCCAGGCUCUCUGGAGAAAGCUCCGUUGGACAUGGGCCGGUAAGAUUGCCGUCUUGGUCUAGGGAAGAGGAUUGGAAGGGACAAGAAGAAGAGACACUAAGUCUAGCAGUUACAGCAAGACAAAGCUCAUCUAUUGAGAGGGACGACACAGGACAGGGUUUCCAGGACUGGAAUCCAAGUGAUUGCUUUGGCCGCAUUUACCGCGACGGCCCAUCGACGAUCAAGUCCGUAUCCGGCGCUGUGCUGCAGUGCGCACCACUCCCAGAUGAGUCUGUCCCUCAUUCCGAGACCAUCCAAGAACGGCAUUGUCAACUUGAUGAGAUGGACCUGUCUGAGUCCCGCAUUUUGCUUCUCGAGAAGGUCCAUCAAGAAAUGUGGGCCGAGUUGCUAACCAUCGGGUUUAUCAAGUGGGAUGACCUCCCGUGGCCAGUAUUUGUUCGCACAACUUGCCCAGAGGAUUUGACGUUACACCGAAUCCUUUCAUAUUUGUUACAGGUUUCGAGCGGAAUGGACAUCAUGGAAGCGCUCGUGGAUUCUAGCCGGCUGCAGUGGGCUCAACAACGUCUUCGGAUUCUUCUCGGACACUGGGGACAACCUGGUUUGCAAAAGAAAAUCGAAAACUCUACAGACAAGACUAUGAUACAAGGUGUAAAUAUUGUUACGAGUCAUCUCGAAAGCAUUCUCGAUUUUGUGAACACACAUCAAAUCGACGAAACGCAUCAUACGGAUUUAACUGCAAUCAUUUCUCAAACGUUUUUCAAACACGUUGGUGAAAAUCUGGCUAGGAUUCUUACAAACACAUCGGACAACUCUGGUUAUAAGGCUCUGCUCAGUACGUCAUGUGAUGUUCGGUAUCAUCACGAAUCUCAUGACCUCAAGCUCCUUGAUUGUUCGGAGCUAGCUUCUCUGCCGAGGAACGAUAUUCUAGGAGCGCUUCUGCGACUUUCGAAGUUAUCAAAGUUGUAUCCUGAAUGCUUGACUAUAUCGGAUCUUGAACGGGACGAUGAGGUGUUGGACUCGGGACGCUUUGGCGAAAUCUACAAAGGUCGUUCCCGCAACCAGGCCAUUUGCUUGAAAAUUAUCAAAGUAAAUCGAAAGACGCAAAUUAAGCAUCUACUGAAAGCUUUCUUCAAAGAGGCCCUACUUUGGGGGCAUUUGUCCCAUCCAAAUAUCCUCCCUUUUUACGGAAUUUAUCAUCUAGAAGAUACGCAUGGAAGAAUCUCCUUCGUAUCUCCAUGGAUGGAAAACGGAAACGUAACUGAGUAUCUCAAGAAGCAUCCCCUUGCGAACCGUCUACUUCUACUGAAUGUACUUGUGAAUUGUAGUGGACGCGGUUGUCUCGCCGACUUCGGAUUGGCCAACCUGGUGGACGAAGAUAUCCUCCGUUGGACUUCAAUUCAGACUACCGGACAUCAGGGCAGCGGGACAUUGCGAUGGCAGGCACCAGAGUUGAUUGACCCACCUUCUGAAGAAUCGGCCAAGGCGACGCCAACUAGUGAUAUUUAUUCUUUCGCAUGCGUCUGUUAUGAGAUUUAUACAGGACGUGUUCCUUUCCAUAAGGUUACCCGCGACAUUACGGUGAUGAAGAAAGUGGUUGAAGGCUCUCGGCCACCUCGUCCAGCCGACACAAGCGUCUUGUCCGACGAAAUUUGGAAGGUGAUCGAAAUGUGUUGGAAUCAAGAGCCUCAAGACCGUCCCAGUGCAAAUUCGGUUAUAGAACAACUUCCUCUUGCAGGCAUUGUGGAUGAUAGGCCAAGUGUUGAUGACCACCUGGCUCCCUCUGACUUUCGCGCUGCUGGCCCCAAAAACUUGGGUGCGGUGUUUGAUCCGACAGUUGAUAUUAUUAUCUCUUCUGUUCUCAGUACUCGCAGCGAGGUCACAGACACUGCGCGUUCCCAUCCAAUCCUGGUUGCAUUUGAUUUGUUCAAGGAAGAGCAGCGCGGGAACUUGAAGGUGCAAAGUCUCUGGAUAGACGCAGACAUCCUCCUCCUCCCCCGUUGCUUCCGCGGGCCAUUGUUCAUCAAAUCAAAGCCUAAAGAACAAGACGAUGUUUCCUUGGUGAAUUUGUCACUCAGGAAAGCCGAAGGGGUUUUCAAGAAGCUUUUUGGGAUUUGGGCGGCGCCUAAUGCUAUGCUUGAGAAACCGGAGAGUGUGGGGAAGGUGGUCAUUCGCUCGAGUAUUAGGCGGGCGAAUGGGGUGGUUCCGUCCGGACAGGAGAUAUCGCUCCCGAAUGGAUCAGGUUUCGCGUCAGCGGGGAAUCUGUUCUUGUGA
Messenger RNA from Laccaria bicolor S238N-H82, 4863 nucleotides. RefSeq lists its product as uncharacterized. The record is from RefSeq and is a predicted model, not a curated record. Lineage: Eukaryota; Fungi; Basidiomycota; Agaricomycetes; Agaricales; Hydnangiaceae. Bases 1 to 4863 code for a protein of 1620 amino acids. The transcript is spliced from 13 exons. Gene Ontology annotation, molecular function: protein kinase activity; ATP binding. Gene Ontology annotation, biological process: protein phosphorylation.